Molecule: messenger RNA, 1556 nt
Organism: Neopsephotus bourkii (Bourke's parrot)
Lineage: Eukaryota; Metazoa; Chordata; Aves; Psittaciformes; Psittacidae
Gene: TWIST2
Product: twist family bHLH transcription factor 2
Exons: 2
Coding region: 291-773 (160 amino acids)
Biological process (GO): developmental process; regulation of transcription by RNA polymerase II
Molecular function (GO): DNA-binding transcription factor activity, RNA polymerase II-specific; protein dimerization activity; RNA polymerase II transcription regulatory region sequence-specific DNA binding
Source: RefSeq, a predicted model, not a curated record
AUUUAGCAACUGAGCUCAGCUAAAGUUUCCAAAAAGUUGGAAUAACUUCCUCUCUCUCCAAGACCUCAAGUUUUUUUGCACAACCCUGGUCCUUGAAAUAAGAACCCUUCAAGCAACCUGGAAAACGUUUGGUCAGCACAAAAAAAAAAAAGCAAAACCAAAAAAGCCCUCCUGUUUUUCCAAAGGAUCUGUCUCAGGAAUUUAAAGCACAUUUAAGACACACACACACACACUCACAUAACAUAAAGGAGGGGGGGAAAAGCUCUUCCCCUCCCCUUCUUGCAGAAAGCAUGGAAGAAAGCUCCAGUUCUCCUGUUUCCCCUGUGGAUAGCUUGGGGACCAGUGAAGAGGAGCUGGAAAGACAGCCAAAGAGAUUUGGCAGGAAGAGAAGAUACAGUAAGAAGUCCAGCGAAGAUGGCAGCCCUAACCCAGGGAAGAGGGGGAAAAAGUCCAGCCCCAGCUCCCAGUCUUAUGAGGAACUGCAGAGCCAGAGGAUCCUGGCUAAUGUCAGAGAGAGGCAGAGGACUCAGUCGCUCAAUGAAGCUUUUGCCGCCUUGAGGAAAAUCAUCCCCACUUUGCCCUCUGACAAACUCAGUAAAAUCCAGACCCUCAAGCUGGCAGCACGGUAUAUAGACUUCCUCUACCAGGUGCUACAGAGCGACGAGAUGGACAGUAAGAUGACGAGCUGUAGUUACGUGGCUCACGAGAGGCUGAGUUAUGCCUUCUCCGUAUGGAGGAUGGAAGGAGCGUGGUCCAUGUCGGCCUCCCACUAGCCACCGCCCGGGUCAGGCAAGUCCAGCUGCCGAAAGGACUGUCCAAUGUCUCAGACUGAAGUGGAAUUGGGAUGUAUCCAAGUUUGUAGCUUCUGAAACCUUAACAACCUCAAGUAAACUGGUCCAAAAGACCCCUCUUGACCUCCCUCGCUCUGAACUCUUGCGGAGCACUUAGACUGAGCAGAAAACAGCACCAAAGCUGAUGGUCUGAAACUUUGCAACAUCUCUCCCUAAAGCGACUGGCCAAAGAGAAAAGAGAAAUGAUAUUCCUGGGUGUCCAUCGUUGUGUCUGUCUGUCUGUGUGUUUGGUUUUAGCUCUUUGUUCUUCUGAAAAGCCUUAAUUCAGGAAUACAUUUAUGAGAAAUGGUUGGGUUCAGAUUUUACUCCCCUGGACCUGCAUUCUUUUCUGGGUUUGUUUGCUGUCUGUUUGUUUAAAUCCAAUGCCUGAUUUCUUGUACUUAAUGGCAAAACUGGACCAAGGCUCUCGUAAGAAAAAAACAACAAAAAAAGAAAAAGAGAAGAAGAAACCCCACUGUGUCCCCAGCUCCCUGCAUGAUUUGUUUCAAGUACAGCCUGGAUUACAGACUGCCCUCCAGCUCUACUGCCUCUUCCUUAUUGCUCCAUGAUUUGCUACCGCUCACCCCCCUCAUCCCCUUUUCGUUUCAGUGUAUAUGUUGCUUAUUUGUUUUAUUUAUUGAGAUAUUUUUAACGAGCUAAGAGACUGCAAUGUUGCUGUGUAUACUGCUUCUCUUGCCAAUAAAAAUAAAGAUGUCAUGCAGCUAC